AUGAGCCCACCGAAACCAUUUCCGAUACUCCGUCUACCGUUUCUAGCCAUUGAAGAAGUUUUCAAAGCGAUGGAUCCAAUCGAAAUAAUAAACUUCUCAAUGAUUUCCAAACGAACCAAAGAAAUUGGAAAACGUAUGAGCUUCUAUCCGAACUAUGCUAUAGAACUUUAUGUGCAUGAAAUGCCGGAAAUCAGACUCCAUGGAACAAAGGAUGUGGUCUCAUCUUUUUAUGUCAUGACAUCAGAUAAAGAAAUGGAUGGAAAGAUUGAGGAGAAGGAAUGGGGUCGAUACAUUAUACGAAAGGUAUUCAAGUAUGACCCGAUUGAUGAAUGGAAACAGUGGUUCAAAUAUGUUAUGGAAAUAUUCAGGAAGCAGGCGAUUGACGUUUUAACAAUGACUUUGACGACAUUUGUAGAUCAAAACGUUUCGAUUAUUGAUUUCUUGAAGAGUAAUGUUAAGUCAGUAGACAGAUGCAGUCUAUACCAAAGGGAUGAACAGAUCAAUGUAGAUAAGCAUACUGCUUAUCUUCUCGAUAAUGUAAAAAUUAAUUCUGAGUUAUGCUACGAUGCAUACAUUAAUAACGACGAUUUCAAUCCAAAAAUUCCAAAAAGUCUGCAGGAGUUGCGUAUCUACAACUCGAAAUGGAUUGAAUAUGAAAGACUGUUGGAAAUAGAUUGUAAAAGUGUGAUUCUUAAGAAUAAUCCAAUUUCAAAUAAGGAAUGGAAUGUAUUCGUCAAGAAAUGGAGAGUGAUGGAAACGAAUCAAAAUGUGGAAUACUUGGAACUUGACUAUAGAGAAAUCAAAGAAUUCCAAGAGCUCGUAUUGCAUGAUAUACCACAUGAAGUGGUGGAUAGAGGAGUCAGACGAGUCUUAAAAACCAGGCGCAAUAAAACUAAAGAGAUCAGCGGAGGGAUCGACAUCAGACGAAUUGAUGGGAAAACUGCCACAUUCUUUGUGUACCAUACAUCUCGAAUCCAAUUUUUUGCGAUGAGUAUUCAUUGA
Messenger RNA from Caenorhabditis remanei, 1002 nucleotides. RefSeq lists its product as uncharacterized. Lineage: Eukaryota; Metazoa; Nematoda; Chromadorea; Rhabditida; Rhabditidae. The record is from RefSeq and is a predicted model, not a curated record. The coding region runs from base 1 to 1002 and encodes 333 amino acids. Gene Ontology annotation, molecular function: protein binding. The transcript is spliced from 3 exons.